This is a messenger RNA of Podarcis lilfordi (Lilford's wall lizard), 8073 nucleotides long. Lineage: Eukaryota; Metazoa; Chordata; Lepidosauria; Squamata; Lacertidae. The record is from the annotation of a GenBank genome assembly.
AUGUGCCCCACAUUCCCAUUGCCUGGGCCAAGUGUGGCACGCAGCACAAGAGAGGACAAGGUAAAAUGAAGCAGACAGGUAACGGUGCUCUUUCCUUUUCUUACUUUUCAGCCUGAGGAGAACUACUUCCCACACUGGAAGUCCCCAGGCUUGGUAACCCAGCAUGCUGUUAAUCAGGACAACUGAGCAAGGAAGAGGGAGGAGGAGUGGAAGGGGACAAACCUCCUUCUUGACACUCCCAUGCCAGCUGCUUCCUGACACUUGCCAAGGAAAGGAAAGGGGCUGGUGUGAAGGCUUGGUGGAAUGGUGGGUUGAACUGAAAGCAGGAAAGGAUUUGGCACAACGCAAGGCCGCUAGGAAUCAGCUCAACCCCCCAAGCAACUAGACCAUGAGAACCUAGCACUGCAUUUGCCACCAUGCUUGAAGCCAGGCAGGUCUUCUCCAGUAUUAGAGUCAGAGAUGAGAUAAUUGGGCAGGGGGACAUUCAUUUUCUUUUUUUUCUUUCAGGAAAGAAUACCCAGAAGGGCAUAUGUGCCAAUCAUUACGUCAGAGGAAAUAUUAGAGAUACAAGGGGAAAAAAUAGGCAUCAUGUUUGAAAUUGCCAAAAUGGUGAGUCACAUACGGUCUAUAAGAUGAGGUUUUUUUCUUAGAAAUUAAUGUAAAAAAUAGGGGGACGUGGGAUUGGUUGCUGCCGCGAGCAGGAGAUUUAUAGUCAAAUGCAUAUGCUCAAUAAGUUAUGGCAAUACCCAGUUAGUUAUGGUGAUGCUAAAAAUAUAUUUCUGUAUACUGCGUUCUGAGACAAAGAAACCGGCAGAAUGAAUUCUCUUAAAUGAGUCUUUCCCCCUUUCUUCCUAAAGCCUUAGGAUUAAAUGCAAAUGACAUGUGUUUACAUUUCCGGUGUUUUAAUAAUUCUGAAGCUGUGAUCUAUUAAAGCUGAAAUGUUUAGGUAAAAAAAUAAGUCAGAUGGAUUGAUUCUAUGAUUCCAGUUCCAUGGAAAUCACCUGAGGCCAUAUUUCUUCUAUUUUAAUUAUUAUAUUAUAUUUUUCAUAUGCCACCCAUCCAACUGGGUUGCCCCAGCCACUCUGGGCAGCUCCCAUCAAAAUAUUAAUAACACAAUGAACCGUCAAAUUACCCUUUUGCUCUUUUUCUAUAGGAAACGAGAAAGGAGACAAAAGAACAGCCUCCAAAAGAAACACCAGGUAAGGUACCUUCUUGUAUCAGGAAGAACUACAUUGUGAUCUACAGUGGAACCUCGGAAGCUGAAUGUUUCGGCUCCCAAACUCUGAAAAACCAGAAAUGAAUGCUUCUGUUUUCAAACGUGCCUCGAGGCAUGUUUCUCGACUGGAAUGGAGCUUGCGGACCGCCCCAUUGAGUCCCAGUUUUCGAACACUUUGGAAGCUGAACAGGCUUCCGGAACGCAUUAAGUUUGACAACCGAGGUUCCACUGUACAUGGUUGUGGCGUUUGUACGGAGCCCCCAGUCAUCUCACGGACUAUUGACCUGUACACCACUAAUCCACUGCCACCAACCAGGUCCUCCCCGGUAAAUCACUUAGUCUCAGUCAGGUUGACAAAUUAACAAAGAAAAGUGUAGUUUAUUUCAGACACAAACUUUAACUGCAUUCCAAACUCUUUAGCUUCUUAGUCUUGUUUUAUCCUGUCUCUGUCUCUUCUACCUCUCCUCACACAAGAACCCACUGCACUAACUCUCUAGUUCCAACUGCCUGCCAACUGCUCCUCCAACUGCCUUUCCCAACCAACCAACCAACCAACCAACCCACUAAAACCAACCAACUACCCACCAACAACUAACUCAAACCUCAGGCUAAGCCCUUUUAUAUGCAGGUAGGCUCCGCCUCCGGCUUUCCUAUUGGUUUACAUAUUAACCCUUUUUCUCCCCCUGCUUUAUUAUUCCUCCACCCACCAUAUCUCCAAGGUACUUGAUUUCUGAGUCCCCAGUCUGACAUUUACGAGCCUUAAUGGUCCAGCCCACCUCUUUAAUUCAUUGUAGCACUAACUCUAGGGGCUCUUUGUGUUCAGACCAGGUUUGACUAAAAAUUGCAAUAUCAUCCAGCUAAGCUACUGUAAACUCCCUUAAUCCAUGCAGGAUCUUAUCCACUAGCCUUUGAAAGGUCGCUGGCACAUUUUUUAGCCCAAAGGCCAUCACUUUAAACUCAUAUAAUCCUAGGGGACUUUUCCUGGUCCCCAGGAUACAUUUUUACUUGAUAAUAGCCUUUUGUCAAGUCUAGACAAAUGGCACCUGCCUAUGGUCUCAAUUAGGUCAUCUAAGCUGGGCAUUGGAUAGGCAUCCGCCUUAGUGACGUGAUUUAACUUUCGGUAGUCAACACAAAAUCUUAUCGAGCCAUCAGGUUUGUCUACCAGCACUGCCCAGGGACUCUCUGAGGGGGUUAUGAUCCCUGCCUUCAGCAUCUCCUGCACCUCGUUGCGGACUUUAUCCAUGUAUGUCCCAGUUAUCCGAUAAGGGGUCACUACAAUGGGUUUAGCACCCCCAGUGUCUAUGCGAUGGACCACUCCCUUUGCUAUUCCAAAGACGGCUUUGUAUUUUUGUAGGAUACUUCCUUCCUCCUCCCGCUGUGAUUGGGUUAAUGAAGGGGCUAGAUUCACUUCUUUCUGAUUACAAUGUUGCUCCCCUCUCCCUUCCUAGCACAGUAUGUGGUCUGUUUCUUCUGGGUCCUCUCUUAUAGCAUAUAGAGCCCAGCUUUCUGUUCUAUGGUAGGGUUUUAGCAUGUUCACGUGAACCACUUUGCGCCCUUCAUCCCCCUGCUGGAUAAUGUAGUUCACAUAAUUCAUUUUGGACACAAUCUUCUACGGUCUCUUCCCAGGCUAAUUGCAAUUUAUUUCCCUUUAUUGGCCUUAGCAGCAACACUUCAUCUUCUGGCCCAAAGGUUCUCUCUCUGGCCUUUUUAUCAUACCAGAUUUUUUGCUUUGACUGGGUGGCUUUUAAAUUUUCUCCUUCUAUUUCUAAGGAAUGGCGUAAAGUGUUUUGCAGUUUGUACAGAUAUUCCAUCACUGAAUCUGGAUCACUAUCUGAGUGAUCCUCCCAAUUCAUUCGGAGUAGAUCUAAAGGUUCUUUGACCUUGCGCCCUAGUAAAAGUUCAAAGGGACUGUACCCGGUACUCUCUUGUGGAAUGUGUCUGUAUGCGUACAAGAGGGGUUGUAAUUGGCAGUCCCAGUCAUUAGGGUUUUCUGCUACGUAGGCUUUGAUCAUAGGAUCAAAGUUCCAUUAAACUUCUCAACCAAUCCAUUAGUCUCUGGAUGGUACGGUGUGGAAGUUAUAUGUGUGAUGCCACACGCUUCCCACAAUCUUUUCAUGAGCCGGGAUGUAAAUGAGGUGCCUAGGUCCGUGACCAACUCACUUGCAAACCCCAGGCGACUCAUGUAAUUAAUCAACGCAUCUGCUACUGUCUCAGUUUCGAUAUUUUUUAAUGGGAUCGCUUCUGGAUAUCGGGUUGCAAAAUCUAUGAUGGUCAGGAUAUAUUUAUUGCCCCGUUUCGUGGCUCUUGGCAAUGGCCCUACUAGGUCAAGCCCCAACCUUUGAAAUGGGGUAGAGAUCACAGGUAAAGGACACAGUUUGGCCUUUGUCUUGUCCUGCCCUGUACCUCGUCUUGGGCAAAUAUCACAUGCCUGGCAAUAUAGCUUGAUUUGUUUCCCCAUGCCUGGCCAGUAGAAGUUCUGCGCAACCCUUCGUUUAGUGCGCGUUAUUCCCAUGUGUGCACCAAAAAUGCUAUUAUGGGCUUGUUGCAAAAUCUUUUCUCUAUAGGUGUGAGGGAUUACCAGUUGUUUACGGAUUCCUCCUCCCCCUCUAUACGGUGUGGCAAGGAGUUCCCUAUACAACAGCCCGUUUUCUUCACAGAAUCCCUCUGGGCAUUCGGGGUUAAAGGGGCGGCAGACUUAGCUGCCUCAAAACAACUGCUUAAGCCAACAUCCCCUUUUUGCUCCUUAGCAAAACUAGCCUUAUGGGUGUUUUUAAAAGGAACUAUAACAGCUUCAGUUUCUGCUCCGCCCAAGCCUUCCAAGAGAGGUUUCCCAGCCGUGCCUCCACUGACAACUGUUUCAGUUUCCUCAGUAGUGGGUGAUUCUUGGCCCCCCUUUGAGCAAGUAACUACAAAUGCACUCUUAACAUGCUCUAGGAGAUCCCAGCCGAUAAGAACUGCUGCUGGAACUUCCUCAGAAAUGGCUACCCGCCACUUCCCAGACCAAUCACGGAAGUUAAUAUCCACUUCAGCUACUUUUAGGAUCACUGGUUCUUUGGCAAUUCCUUUUAAUUUUAUUGUUUUUUCAGGUAUUAAUUUAGUAGUGGAAAUUAUGUCCGGAUGGACGAUUGUAAUCUGUGAUCUGGUGUCUCUUAACCCAAGAUACUUUUUAUCAUCAACCCAGAUGUUUUCCCCAGCAUUUCUCAAGAGGAAACUAUCCUGUUUAAUCAACUAACAUUGUACCACACGUGCCUCAAAAUUUUCCUCAGGCUCAGGCCUAGCUUAAACCUCGGUUUCCCUGGCAACCUGCCUAGCCUCUUUGUUCUCCACUGAGUGGAUACAAUAAGUCUGUUUUUGAGAACCAGAAUUCAGUUUUACCCUUUCCAUCCCCACAGUCCAAAGUCCUGUGGCCUAAUUUACCACACGUCCAGCACUUUAUUUCCCUGUACCCAGUAUAAUUAGUUUUAUUUCCUUUUCCCUCAGUGGGACCAAUGUUAGUCAGGGCCUUGUCAGUUGGACUUUUAGUUCGUGGCAUAUUUCCCUUAUUUGUCACUGAGGUAGGGCUUUCCUUGGCACAUUGAAAUUUGUUUUUGGGGCACUCCCACACUUUCCUGCCAAAUUUCGGACCAUCAAAUCCAUGGUCUCUAAUUUCAUUAAUUUGGUCAGGUAAAGUGGCUGCCUCCUGUAUAGUUUUGGGAUGUCGUUCUUUUAUCAGAUAUUUCAGUUUCUUAUUGAUGGUUGUAUAAAAUUGUUCAAGUGCGAUAAUCUCCCUGAUCUUCUGAACUGAAUUGGCACCCUCCUGCUCUAGCCACUUUGUGAGAUAAAUUGAAAUUUUGGCUCCAAGUUGAGCAAACGUUUCUUCCCUCAUUUUUGUCACACUCCUGAACUUCUUUCUUAACUGUUCUGAGGUUAUUCCAAAUCAGGUGUAAAUUAAUUGUUUAAACAUGUCAAAAUUUCUAGACUGAUCUUCUGGCAUUUGCACAUAUAUUUCAGCUAAGGUUCCACUAAUUCUAGCCCUUAAUAUUAUCAUUUUUUCCUCAUCUUUUACUUGGAAAUCUUUGCAUGCUCUUUCAAAUGAGACGAUAAAAGCCUCCAGAUUAUCCUUCUCUUUGAAUUCGGGAAAACGCUUGAGGUCUAUCUUAAGCUGGCUUUGAUCAUUUGUGCUAUUAUUAUUAUUUUGGUUUUCCCACAGAUGCCAAUUCCAUUUUCCACAUUUCUAACUGAAAUUGCAUCUCUUUUUCCCUCAGACAGUACUGCUCCCUUUCUUGUUCAGCUUUAAGUUUAUCUCUUUCUUGUUCAGCCUUAAUUUUAUCUCUUUCUUGUUCAGUCUUAUUUUUCUCUCUCUCUAAUUUAAAUUUGUAUUCCAUUUUUCAAAUUCUAAAGAGAGUCUAGGCUCUACUGCCUCAGAAGGAAUUUCUGAUAUCUCCUCUAAACUCUGCCCUUCUCCCUGAGGAUUCCCAUUCUCCUCUCCCUCGGAGCUUUCAUAGGUUGGUUCCCUCACAGGGUUUCUUGACUUUUUCGGUGGCAUGGUGAGCACUUGUGGUCUGAGAGCAUAAUAGAGUCAGUUGAGAGAUCCCCCCCCCCCAAGUUAUUCUUUCUGGCUAGGUUUUCUUUUGGACUUUGGCCUUGAAGCCUUGCACUGGGUCUUCACACUGGCCCUGCACAGACACUUCCUCCAGCCACAAGUCCGAUACCUCUGCCAAAAUAACCUCACUCCCAGAUCCAACUUCCCCUUCAUGAGCGUAUAAAUCAAUCCCGCCACGGGCAUAUAAAUCUAUCCCACCACGGGGGUAUUUAUUUCUCCCACCACGGGCGUAUUCUUUUAUUCCACCACGGGCGUAUUUAUUUAUCCCGCCGCUGCCGCCAAUUUUGUGGCGUUCGUACGGAGCCCCCUGUCGUCUCACGGACUGUUGACCCGUACACCAACCAGGUCCUCCCCAGUAAAAUCACUUCAGUCUCAGUCAGGUUCUCAAGUUAAUAAAGAAGAGUGUAUUUUAUUUCAGACACAAACUUUUACGGCAUUCCAAACAUUGUUACUCUUUACUUUCUUAGUCUUAUUUUCCUCUCUCUAUCUCUUCUACCUCCCCACACUCAAGAACCCACUGCCCUAACUGUCUCUCUAUUCCCAACUGCCUGCCAACUGCUUCUCCAACUGCCUUUCCCAACCAACUAACUGCCCACCAAUAACUCUAACAAACCUCGGGCUAAGCCCUUUUAUACAUGUAGGCUCCGCCUCCAGCUUUCCUAUUGGUCUACGUUUUUAACCCUUUCUUUUCCACCUGUACAUACAGGCUCUAAAUGAACGGGCAAACGUCACAUAGUUGGACAACCGAGGUGUUCAGCAUUUUGCAGCAGAUUUUCAAUUGUUAUUUGUUUUCUGUACUGUUUAAACCAGAUCAAAAUGUAAGUCUGUAGGUAGAGAUUUUAAGUAUUUAUUGGUACAACUAAGUUGACAAAUUGAUGUUACUGUAAAGCCAUACAUUCUAUUAAGUCUUGUUUGCUUGAAAAACUAGAAUAUUUUUGAAGUGCACAUGGCUUGUUGUGUAUUUUGUGAUUUACCUUUUUUAAACCAAGAUUCACCAAGAUGUACUUUAAUUCAAGGCAUAAUAAAGUUAAACAUUUUUGGAACAAUCUUCCCAUUUAAAACACUGUAAUCCUUUUGACAAAUAAACUAAAUAUAAUGAAAUGCCGAUGCUGCUUUUACUGGUCCAUCAUAUUGUAACAUUUCUAUUACCAAUCUUAUCUGACCUCAGUCUCCUUCAGUUUCUUUGCAUUCUUCUCUCUCUCUGUCCCGUCAACAAAUGCACCUUAAGAAAAGCAUGCAGCAAGCAAUGAUAUGCAGAAGCAGAUAUUUAGCAUGAUUAAUUAAUUCUACUAAGCACAAAUAAUUGAUGUUUCCAGUUGAUGUUGUAAACUUCCCUGGGGAGAGUCUACCUAUUGCAGAAGGCGAGCCAGGAAAGGGUGGAAACAGGACCCUCUCCGCACCUUCCUCCUCUUCUUCCUUUCGGGUCGGCCUUCCGCUAGGCUGGGCCAGGCUGCGCCACUUUCCCCAACGCCUUUCAGGUUGCCUUGCCAGCCUCCUUGCCAGCAGUGGCGGAGGAAGGGGGGCAGGGGGGUGGGUCGCCCCGGGUGUCAUCCCUGAGGGGGGGGGGUGACAUUCGGUGCACCAUUGCUCCCGACUGGAGGAGGCAGGCAGGCAGGCAGGCGAGCGAACAAUGGAGGCGGGUGGGAAGGGGAGAGGAAGGAAGCGGGAUUGGUGGGUGCGCCUUUCAUUCGGCCUGGAAGACGAUCGCCUACAGCUGGACUGUCAAGUGGAUUUAAAGGGUCACUUUGGGGGCGGCGCUGCAAAUGCAGUAUGUUGACGCAGACCUACUGGAUUUAUUAACACUCCUCAGUGAAUGUGUACCUAUGUAUGAUUGAAGCCUCCUAAAGAUUAAUAUUUUCUAUAUUCAAGGCAGAUUAAUUCCCUAAGCACAAAGGACACGUACUGAAAAUUGGAAUUUCAUACUCCCUUGUAAGAAAUUGUGGCACUACAUAACCACGGCUGGCUGCACCAUUGUAACAUGCGAUCUCUGUCUCUUUCGCACACAGACACAAGACACCACUCCCGAGAAAGUGGUUUAUCUAGACUUGUCUGCUCAAAAGGAAGUCCCAUUGUGUUGGGGACCUGGAAGGAGAGAAACAAAAGCUCCCUCAACUCAGGACCCAAACCCUGGAAGGCACAGGAGGAGAGGUGGGGUGUGAGGGAAGCGGCGCUUAAAAAGGGAAGAAAAUGGUUGCUGCCUUUCUCUCUAUCUGAGCUGGCUCCCUGCCUGUUACGUUACGUGCGGGGAAACCGUGUGGGGUUCCUCUCUGUGUAA